ACAAACGCAUUUAGACCUAGGCAACUGAAGCUUUCUUCAAACAAAGGUAAAUUUUUGAACAAGACCGUGGCCGACUGCGCUGCGACUUACUCUAAUAACAUGGAAGGCUAUCCACUACUUCUCAGAAACUAUGUCGUCGUAAUGGGGAUCUUUGCUACAUUUCCAAGUAUUUCUACAGGUGACACUCUAACCUGUGUUCGUGUAGUCUGUAUUUUUAGUAGUCUGGGUCCCCUGGAACAUAUUUUCAGUACAUUCCUAAAGCUUUCAUUUUUUCUUACUUUUUCCUUACAGCUUUCAGUCAAGGAUCGAUUGGCAACUUUUUCUACGUCAACUUCAUGACAAGUGAAUUUUCCUACCUGAAUAUCUCCAGUAUUGGACGGAGUCUAAUUCAGGACGAAAACGAUUGUGGCUACGCCUGUCUAGAAAUUCCUUCAUGUUUUUCCUACAACGUGGCUGCCUUUCCUGAUGUCAACGGUAAACUUCUUUGUGAACUCCUGCCAUCGGACAAGUUUAACAACUCACAUAAGUUCAACGCCAGCAAUGAGUUUCAUCACUUUUAUAUUCUGGUAAGUCAAACUUCUAAUUAAUCAAAAAUGUUCCUUCUAGGGAAAAUAAAAAGUUUCUUCUUGUUUGUUUGUGUGAUUAUUUUCUUUUGACUCUCGCUAGUUUCGAAAGUUAGCAUUUGUAAAUCAAAAUGUAUCUCUUCGCUUGGAAAAUCUUGAAUGCAGUGGAUCACGUUGUGCUUCAAAUGCAAAGGAAUUCAAAGGACUGAAAAGGACAGGAAUGCAAAGGACUCUUAAUUUAAACAUCUUCUGAUGCCCAAACAUACUUGAUGAAGUCGAUAUAUUUAUGUUCGAAUGUCCUAAACGUUAGUGAGAGGAAAGUUUUGCUGACAAAGGUCUCGACUGAAAUAUUUUUCCGACAAAAAGCUUUCAGCUCGUAAAACACAUUUGUCAUAUCAUGAUUUUUUCUUAUUAUUUGUUUGCAUACUUGGCUUGCCUUAAAAGUUACAGAAACGUUUUAAUACUCCUGUUUUGGGCUAAUCUUUUUCCAGCUAGACUAUAUCAGCACAACGCCUUUAAAUUCGGUAGCAUCUCUGCAAAUUUCUGGGUAAAUGAAACAGCGUUGACUUUCAAAACCUCACUAAAAACUGAACUGAGCAAACCCAGCGGGGAGUGCAAAAGAUAAAAAUGUAUAUUGCUUGCCGUCCUUAAUUAUAUCGAUGUCAUUUAAGCAUCGACAUGUAUGUCAAAUUCGUUGUUUUUUGAAUCCAUGAAACAAAGCGAAAGGGAAAAAAAGAAAAUUUAAUCCCAACUUUUGUAGGUUUAUAGUACGCUGAAUUUAAUCCAGGGUUCAGCACGUUUAAGUAGUUAUAACAUCAUAUAGUGAAGACAAUGAAUGUCUAUAGUUUUCAUACUGAAAGUUGACUAAGGCCCCGAAACUUUCUCACUUCCUGGUGCUUUUCUUGUUCUGUUGGACAUCAGUGACUAUGGCAACACAAAGUACCUCACCUGUUAACCUAUGGGAACAUUCAACUGAGGGAAUUCGUAUCCAUUAAAAGUUCCUGGCAAUAAAUAAAUUUAAACGAGUAAACUGCCUUGUUGAAACAAUUUUAUUGUAUCGAGUUCUUCGUUCUUUUUCAUACAAGCGAACCACUUUGAUCCUAAUGUUUGGCUGAUUCAAUGGGAUAUUGCCAUAGCAACGCACAUUUAAAGAUAGGACUGCCACCUGUAACUGAUGAACCGUUCGUGUUUUGUUAUUAUGAAAAAAACUGCUUUUGUAAUUGCGUCACAAGAAAUACAUGUUACUAGCAGUAUAAGUGCUACACUAUGAAAAAGCAAGCAUCAAGUUUUCUAAAAAACGGAGACAAUAAUUAAGGGACUUAUCAAAGUCUGCUUUACAUUUUUUAGAGCUGCGCAAACUUCCCGUUACUUGAUCUCAUUUUAUUAUUUCAAUUUUUUUUUUUACCUUUUCUUUCUUCGUCCUUAUUUCGAGAAACACCUCGAUUUUUGUAGCCUGUUAUGUAGGCUCCGAGAUAGUAGUGCAGCGGGAGCAGGGACGGAGAGGACCAUUUUUUUUUUCCCGCCGCUAUCCCCUUUCCUAGAUCGCGUGCGUUUUAUUUUUAAAUAGUUUGCUUAUUUUAUAUCUUACCGACGUCCCUACUUUGAGAUCCUACUCAGUAUACCCGUAAGUUCAACAUGGAUGAUUGAAAACAAGCCUAAAAUUUCGAAUUUAUUAGAUAGAUUUGGUAGAUUUCUUGAUGAGUUAGUACACAACUCAGUUAUGAUUAGUUACCCUCACUUUUUAAAACAACUUAAACAAAAUUUUAACAGUAUUUAUUUUAUUUUUUUUAACAAAAUAAGACAAAAAGUAAGCAUGUUAAACACUUAAGCAUUCGUUGAGAGCACACUACAUGUAUAUUUCAAAGGCGACGAAAACCUAUAAGAAUAAUUUUUUUACUGACAAUAAUUAACUUCUCGUCAUUUUUCUAAGCGUCUCCUCGUACUCUUUGUUCACGUAAAAAGCUUAUUGGCUGCAGUAUCUCCUCCUGCUAAAGAUGUUAUAAAAUUCGCAUAAAAGGGAUAAAGUACUGCUAAAGAAAUUGUGUUCAGCUUCCUUAAAAACCAACUGAAAGUUAGGUGGAAAGAAUUUUGCCCGAAAAAAAAGGUUUUAAUUCUUAGAGUGCCAUAAAAUGCAAUUUAAUUGGACAAAAAAAUUUACAAAGUAUAUGGAAUAGAAGACAGAAUUUCAUUAGAGUUCAUACAAAAACGUAGAAGAAAUGCAUUUAAAAGAUACCUUAUGCUGACCAGCUACGAAAGAAGCCAAGCAUUAAGUGUUUCUUCACGCCAUCGUGAGGCCACUCGCCGAUAAAUAUGUGCAGCAUGUUCAUCCCACAAAAGAAUACACUGACCACAAGCAACUUGCUGAGAAUACGGGCUGUGAGCCCACUCAGUGCGGCAAUUAAUACAGGUAUUAGGUAUAGCAUCUGUUCUCGAACAGCAAAACCAGACGGCGGCUCCCUGAAACAAUAGCUAACAAUUUGAUGACUAAGCGACUUAAAUUUAUUUAAUUACACGAGCUUAUUGCAUGCCAACCGAAGGGAAUUUUAGUUUGUAACUGCACUAAAUAUGAAGUUCAAAUUUCAGAUCAUCUGGGUCUUUUUAGGUGUCGAGCAAAGCAAAAUGCUGAUGAAUUUUUGAAAGUGUCAGGCACCGAUAAGAUAUNUUUUUUACUGACAAUAAUUAACUUCUCGUCAUUUUUCUAAGCGUCUCCUCGUACUCUUUGUUCACGUAAAAAGCUUAUUGGCUGCAGUAUCUCCUCCUGCUAAAGAUGUUAUAAAAUUCGCAUAAAAGGGAUAAAGUACUGCUAAAGAAAUUGUGUUCAGCUUCCUUAAAAACCAACUGAAAGUUAGGUGGAAAGAAUUUUGCCCGAAAAAAAAGGUUUUAAUUCUUAGAGUGCCAUAAAAUGCAAUUUAAUUGGACAAAAAAAUUUACAAAGUAUAUGGAAUAGAAGACAGAAUUUCAUUAGAGUUCAUACAAAAACGUAGAAGAAAUGCAUUUAAAAGAUACCUUAUGCUGACCAGCUACGAAAGAAGCCAAGCAUUAAGUGUUUCUUCACGCCAUCGUGAGGCCACUCGCCGAUAAAUAUGUGCAGCAUGUUCAUCCCACAAAAGAAUACACUGACCACAAGCAACUUGCUGAGAAUACGGGCUGUGAGCCCACUCAGUGCGGCAAUUAAUACAGGUAUUAGGUAUAGCAUCUGUUCGCGAACAGCAAAACCAGACGGCGGCUCCCUGAAACAAUAGCUAACAAUUUGAUGACUAAGCGACUUAAAUUUAUUUAAUUACACGAGCUUAUUGCAUGCCAACCGAAGGGAAGUUUAGUUUGUAACUGCACUAAAUAUGAAGUUCAAAUUUCAGAUCAUCUGCAAUCUUUUUAGGUGUCGAGCAAAGCAAAAUGCUGAUGAAUUUUUGAAAGUGUCAGGCACCGAUAAGAUAUGUUCAGUAUUUAUUUAUUUUUCAUUCAGUCAGUCCGUUUGCUUAGACACAGAUAUGACUAAUGACAGUUUUGCUAGACUGAAAAGGGGAAGUGCCUUGAAUUGUCUUUUCUCAUUUGUAGCAACAAAAUAAAGUCCGGAAGAUUCAUCGAUAUUUUGUGUGCGUUUUUUCCUAUGCACUUGUUCCAUACGAGAUGGUAAUAGCCAACCUAUAUCCAGAACAACGCGCAGGUGGAAUAAUUGUGUUAAUUCUACAUGUAACUAAAACUUGGGGCUCAGCUUGGUCGACGAAAGUCAAUCGCUGAAUUUGCCGUAAAUUCAGCAUCUUUCUAAUAUGGAUAAAUGUUAUGCGUCACGUUACUGGAUACUUUGACUUUGCUAUAAAAUGGAUUUUACUUACAACCUUAUCCUUUCCUUUCUGUAGUCUCCUUGUGACAGUUCACCCUGUAAUAACACUGGAAAAUGCAUUUCGUUGUACCAGGAAAAUGGAUAUAAGUGUAUCUGCGUGGAAGGAUUCACCGGAAAAAACUGCAAAACGAGUAAGAAAUACUGAGUUGAAACAAUGUUGCUACUAACUAUAAUACAAUCACAGGUGACACACUAUUAACGCACUUUGCAAGUGGGAACGGUAAUCAGCAUGAAGCUCUUGUACUUAUUUUAGGUAUUAUAUUAUUGAUUUUUACUAGUUGAGCUCACUACAACAGGAAUUGGGAACGCAAAAUAGAUAAAUGGCCAAUGGCCUCUGACUUUGAAACGUUAUAGGCCAUUUCGUGAAAGUAUGGGCCAUUGAAGUCAUGGGGUGGGCCGAAUAAAAAGGAAGAAGGAAAUGAUAUGUGCAAAUUCGUGCUAGUGUGUGCAGUACUUCGUGUAUUUUUUUAAUGUGCAUAAGUACAGAGUAUUCUUACAGUUUUAAAUACUUAAUAAUAAUAAUAUUUUGCAACCGAGGGUUGUUUUUUGUUGUUGUUUUUUUGUUUUGCCAUGACUUUGAGGCAAAUCUUACGAAACAUGGCAUCUCUUUCAAACACCAGCCACGGCCACAGGGCUAGCCGCUUCGACUGGAAUUUCCUGUCUUCGUUACAUGCAGGCCUUGAGAGUGUGGAGGGCGUACUUGUUUCGCCAGAUGGACCUUCAAAUUCGUCAGUCGCAUCGUUGUUGUUAGUUGUCGGUGGGACUGGGCGUUCAAAUUCAUGCUAAAUAAAAACUUGAAAGUUUUCUUUGGCCUUGAAAAUCUAAUUUAGGAGCUUUCUUCGGAGGCGUUAUCUCACUAAUUCAAAUGCAAAUGAAUUCAUUUCGGCCAGAAAGACGAAAACGACGAAGACAAAAGUUCGACAGAAAUUUGUUUGCAAACUGAGUGCGAGUGGAGGUCUGGGGACGAAAAUAAACGAACACGAUCAUCUAUCAAAGAAACAAAGAAAAAGGUCGAUAUUUCAAGUUUUUAUUUGUCGUAACACAAAAUUAAUUCACAGAUUGAAGUAGUUAUCUCCUUAUCACCCGACCAGGGCGCAUAUUGGGUUCGGUUAGCAGUUUUGUCUGGAUGCAACAUUUUCUAAAUUUAUGCGCCAUACGCGCAUGGCACACCGCCCUCGUAAUCCCUGCUACGAUUAAAAAAUCCAAUUGAGGGGAUGAUUUAAAAACUACCUUGAAAGUCGGACAAUAAGUAUCACUCUGAACUUUUACUUUUCCUUGACGUUACCGGACCACAAAUUUCAAUUUUCUUUCUUGAUCGAUACAGUAACUUAUUUAUAGACAGGUUUCUCCAACGACCUCUAGAACAACGUUUACUUUUACUAGUGGUGUUUUGGCUCUUGCUAAAAUCUAAUGUACCUUGGCUGAAGGGUAUCUAUCAUUCUUUUUUUUUUUCUUUUAAUAUUUUUGAUUCUCUCUCCUGCAGAUGUAAAUGACUGUGUCAAUAUUACUUGUUUGAACAACGGAACUUGCAUCGACCUAAUCAAUGGCUUCAACUGCAAUUGCCCUCCAGGAUUUGCCGGCAACCGAUGCGAAGUUGGUAAGAUACUUGUUGUUGCUAGUUGCAUUGCGUAUCCGCCAAAACCUUCAACUUGCUAUGUAUCCGUUUAAGCACCUAAUGUUGGGCGCUGUUGAAUGCUGAUGGCCGAUAAAUAUGGAUCAAUUUUAAGCUAUUUUAAAUCCCUAUUACAUAUAUGGGUUCUUCAUCAUCCAACAAUGUUAUGAUGUUAUACAAACAUACGCUUUUAUCGGGUGGCUCUAGGGUCCACUGGAUGUAUGUUUUGCACUUUUAUUGACCUUUAAUUCGUUUCGGUCCAUGCAAAUGCUGAAAAAAAAAAGAACUUGGCAAAUAAUAACGCAUAUAUCUUAGCCCAACAAGUUUGGUCAUUAACGCAUACAUAAUCAUUCGUAAUUAAUUUUUUAUUAUAUUUCCUUCAGAUAUAAACGAGUGUGAGAGCAAUCCCUGUUUAAACAACGCAACAUGCACUGAUCGAAGCAACGGAUUCAAUUGCACUUGUCCACCAGGAUUUUCGGGCAAUCGAUGCGAAAUUGGUUAGCUGAGUUUAGCUGUUAAAAUAAUUGUUUAUCGGCUUGAAAAUCUAUACACAAACUGUCGAUGUUAGGUCUUGCAUGUUCAUUUAUUGUUGUUUUUGUUAAGAAAAGAUUUAUAACUUUAUUUCGCAGCUUUCAAUUGACCAUUCCAGAAAAUGCCAUAACAUUCUUCUAACCAUAAUGUUCUUUUUUUGUCACACCAAAAUUUUUCAUAAGCAUUGUCUUCAGUUUCUCUUGGGAGUUAAAAUGGCCCCAAGAGAAACUGAAAACAAUGCUUAUGCAAAAUUUUGGGCUGACAAACAAAGAGUAUUAUGGUGUGUCAUGGCAUUUCCUGGAGUGGUCAAUUCGUUGAAGUCUAUGCACUAAAGAACCCAUCAUAAAAGUGGGUUUUUGUUUCUUUUUUUGUUUGCAAUUUAUCUGAGUGUGAUAAUUGUUUCCUUUAGAUAUAAACGAGUGUGAGAGCAGUCCCUGUAUGAACAACGGAACUUGCACUGACCGAAUCAGUGCAUUCAACUGCAGUUGCCCGCCAGGAUUUUCUGGCAAUCGAUGUGAAAUUGGUUAGUAUAGUAGUGUUAAGCUAAUUACCCUAUAAUGUCCUCGUAAGGUUAAGACGUGCUCAAAUGUCAAAGCCUAUCCCUCACUUCAGAACCUUCAAUGGGAAUGGUUACAACGUUUGGGAGGACAGGCGUUAGUUAUGAUUGGUCCAGAUGGUAUUCGAGGCAACCAUUAAUUUCUUCCAAAAUGCAACUUGUCUGCCCCCCAAAAUUUUACAUAAGCAUUGUUUUUAAUUUCUUUUGGAACGAUUAUAAUACCCAGGAGAAAUGAAAAACAAAGGUUAUGCAACAUUUUAGGGGGCAAACAAGGUGUAUUUUGGUAGGUGUGCAAAUGGCGAAUCAAUCAUAAGUGAAGCUUGCCUACCAAACAAUUCCAGAAAUCGCUGCUCCGAAAACUGGUCCCUAUUCUCAUUAUAUUUUCUGGUAAAGGGAAUUACAUUAGUGUAACAGCAGCCCAUAAUUGUAUCACGCAAGGUGUACUUUACUUAAAAAAAAUGCUACGUUUUGCUCUCUGUAUCGCAUUUUGCGGGUGUCGAUUGACUUCUGUGCUGUAAAGAAAAAGAAGUUUACUUUUAUUAUAUCUCCUGCAGAUGUAAACGAGUGUGACAGCGGUCCCUGCUUGAACAACGGAAAUUGCAGUGACCGAAUCAACGCAUUUAACUGCAGUUGCCCGCCAGGAUUUGCCGGGAAUCGAUGUGAAAUCGGUUAGAUUGUUUUUAAUUAGCUAGCUACAAUUUUGCAUUUCUUAACUUUUAUCAUUAACUUGUGUCCUAAUUUUGAUGCGCGUUUGGAUAUCAUUCUCUGUUACAGACAUUAACGAGUGUAAGAGCAACCCUUGUCUCAACAACGGAACAUGCAACGACCAACCCAACGGAUUCAACUGCAGUUGUCCACCUGCAUUUGCUGGAAAGCGAUGUGAAACUGGUUAGCUGUGUUAAGUUGUAUCUUGAAAAGUUGUGGUGAAAAAUUUGUUUAACUCUCUACCAAGUAAAAGUAAACUUAAACUGACUGUUUUAGCUAAUCAUAAGCUGUUAGGUUUUCUCUAAUACACGGUUUGGCGUCUUAUUAAGACUUAAUGACGGUUUCUUGACAAAUUGGGUUUCUUCUUACUAGCAGGGAUCGCUAGAAAAGGCAUUAGUUUCAAAUCAAGUGAUACAAAAACAUCAGUUAAAUGCGCUGCCCCCUUCCUCCUCCCUCCCCCCUCCAUCAUCUUCAAUCACGGUCAAGAGCCAUUGUGGCUCUUGCCCACAGACGAUUAGGCCUGGAAAACAAAUUCUUCUCAGACAAAAUACACCAGUCGCCCGCCUACAACACCAUUAUUUUUUGAGGUUUAUUGGACAGCGACGAAAUCUAAUGCUAUAAAGGCCGGUUAUAAGAUACGAUAAUCCUCGGUGGCAGCCAAUUUAAACGUUGUAAUUUAUAGGUCGCAUUUUGCACAACAAAGUAUACAAUUGACCACAUUAUAAAACGUUUUUCAUGAAUAGAAUUCCAUAACGUCGGGACUAUUUAGUCAGAACAACCUGCUCCUUUGUAGUAUGCAGGGUAAUAAUGGGCUUUUAGCGAAAACGUUCAAAAAAUUUCCAAAAUCACCUAUACGGCCAGCCGGUUCUCACUUUUGAACAAGCGCGAAAUUUGCAGUGCGAGAUAUGGAGUAUUUGAAUGAACAUAGGAGUUACGCUCCAACAUAAUAAAUAAUUUGUUAUGUUUAUUUUUUAUUCCAUGGUUUUAUUAUGUGUAAUCUUUAAAAGCGUUUGAUAUGCGCGGUAUUUUGAGUAUUCCUGCAAAGGAUAUUCAUUUACGACUGAAAACAACCGGUACAACGAUUAAAACUGCAAGAGAGACUAUUAACAAUCAAUAUAAAAGAAAUAUGAUUCCGUGAAACAUUUACAUUUUCAUUCACGAAGACAAGUAUUGAGAUUAAAGGGUCUCUAAAAAUCCUGAGUCAUGUAAGUAUAUAAGCUGUUAAAAAACCUUGCAGAUUUAAGGUUAAGCUUUUGUUUUAGCCGGCUGGCUUCCCAGUGUUGCUAUUUUUCUAGAUGAACUGAAGGCAAGAAUAUCGCUGAAAGUUUUCUUUUUACAGCCAAUAUCUUAACUAAAUAUUCUAUUUGCGGUCCGAAAAUGUCUAAAGGCUUUUUAAAGUUCUGUAAGUGAAUAAAUAUAAUAUAUAGAUUUAGCCAGGGCUAAAGGCGAAGCUCCUACUAACUCGAAUUUAUAAUUUAAAUCAAACAAUUGUAAACUUGUAUUCCACAAAUCAGUUAACUUUAGAGCACAUUCAAGUGACUUUUGACGGAAAGGCUAAGUAAUUUUAGAGAAAAAUAAUUUGCAAACAGUCCAAGCUAAGAGUGAAAUUAAUCUUACAUCGACUUGAUAGCCUUAUAUGUACACCUAAAAAAUAGCAUAGCCAUAAUGGUUCUUGAUCACAGUACAUUAGGAAAACAAAUCAGGCCGAAUUUUUUGCGUUCGAUAAGUUUACUUUACAAAAUCUCGCCAACAAGUCUGGGGACGUGUAAACCAACCUUUUAUAUUUUUUAUACAUCAGAUCUGAGGUGAAACAGUACCAUGAGGCGCUGUUUUUAUCAUACAGGCCUCGCACAUAAUGCAGUAUUUCACAAUUUUGCAAUACAAAUUGCACUCAUUCAAUAUUCAGGACGAUCGAAACACGCGUUAGCGAAACGGUUAAAAAAAUUUCCAAUAUCACCUAUACGGCGAGCCGGUUCUCACUUUUGACAAGCGCUAAAGUCGACUGUUUAAAUUAAGAUUAACACAAUUAUACGCUUCAGCAUAAUGGCUUUAUAACGAUGUGUAAUCUUCAAAAGCGUUUGAUACACGCGGCAUUUUGACUACUCCUGCAAGCUGUGUUCAUGAGCGACUGAAAACAAACGGAACAACAGCGAUGAAAAUUGCAAAAGAGACCACUAACAAUCAAUAAAAGGAAAAUAAUUCGGUGAAACGUAUACAGAGACGGCAAUUUUCAUUCACGAAGACAAGUAUUAAAGUGUCUCUGAAAAUCCUUGUUUAUGUUUUAAGCCGGCUUCCCGGUGAUUGCGUUUUUCAAAGAGAAAGCAAGAAAAUCGCUCAAAGCUUUCUUUUACAGCCAAAAUUAUAACUAAAUAUUCUUUGGAACGUUUUCUUUCUAUUUGCGGUGAGGAAAUGUCUGAAGGCUUUUUAAAGUUCUAUAAGCUUAUAAGCAAACCUGAUACUCGAUCGGAUCAUUGUCUCAAAUCUUACAAACGUGCAUAAACUAAAUAGCCCCAUAAACUACACUCGACUUCAUUGAAUUAGAUAUAAAAAACAGACAUCAAAUAAAAUAAUUACUCAGGCUUACCAUUCAAGAUGCACUGAAAACUAUCAAGUAAGGCCAAAAUCGCUUCAGACUUUUCAACCCUCUUACGCAUCAAGCAAGGUGAAAAACGAAAACGAUGCCAUCCGAAAUCGGAUUUCCGACUUUGACAAGCGACGUAUUUCUCAACCAAAAACCCGAUAAACAAACUAGCCAUGAAUAACAGAAGACUCUUGACAGCAGCUGAAUUUCAUUUUGUACAAUGUUCAGUGGAAAAAGACAGUUAAAAACAUCACAAGUUGACACAAAACUCUGUCAGCUUCAGCUGUCAAAGUAAACAAGUUUCAAGAUGCUGCAUAAAUUUUCCGCAUGAACAUGAACUCACCUGUCAAAUUUUGACCAAUCAGAGCAUAAAAAUUGGACGUAGAGCGUGACCAACGCGUGACCUUGGCUAGAAAAGUCAAAAGCAACUGGCAUGUCUUCCCUGCCUGUAAAAACUGGCUGAAUCUUAGCUUCCGAGGUCAAUUUGAAAUCAAAAUUUUAAUUGUGCUGCACAUAUAAAAUACAUAUUUCAUAUGAAUUGAAAAAAUUAAAGUUGAGCCUGCAAUCAUUUGAAAACUAGUAACUUGUCAGCGGAUAACUUCAAAAAAUAGCCGACCUCGAUGGGUCGACACCUGAGCCCGCGAUAUGGUCAGGUGAUACUGGUCAGCGGGACCUUGUUUUGACAGCUGUCAAUUGGUCACAACAUUGAUGUGCAAUAUGUGUGCAAUAUCAGUCUUCCUGUGCUCCCAAACUAGCUAGAAAGUGUGGGAUUGAACAUUGGUUGCCCUGUGGUGCGGACGGACGGGCGGCGGGCGGGCGAGCGGUGUACGGUCAUGUGAUUACCAAAUUUUCUGGGAUAGGUAGAUUCACUUACCCAUGGUGCUCCGCAGGCGCGCUUCGCGCGCCAGAGCUCCGCUAUAAAGCAUGAGACGCAGCAUCCUCAGAGACCCAGGGGCAGUCAGUCGGGUCUGGAGGAAAGGCGGGACGAAAGUUUUCAAGUACGGGGAAAGAGCCCCUGGGUACCGACUCGAUCACCGAACUAUUUCCAAAAAUUCAAGCGGAAGCCGGCUCCUGAUUGGACACAAAAAAUGCUUUCUAUAAUUGUGCCAAAUCGGCGAACAGUUUCUCCUGAGUUCUUUUCGUGAGUUCGUAUACGACGGCUAUUGUCUGGCCACACUUUCACCAAGCUUGUGCGUGCAAGGGAAACUUUAAUUUAUUUUAUACUUUCCUAACCAGAAACAAAGGAACUACCGAUGAAUCGAAAAAAAUGUUUGGGGUGCUAUCAGCAGGAGCAAUUCGGGAAUUUGCCCCGAGAAUAUUCUGGUUUUGACGGAUCAGAAGGUAUCGUAAAUAAUAGGAAGUUUGGGAUAUGGUGGCGACGAGAAAGUCAAAUAAGCAAUAGCUUGACAAGGCAAAACGACAACUUUGCACGUGCAUCACGCUGUUUUGUACAUUUCGUUGCCCGUCAACUGCACGACUACCCAUGAAAAUGCCUAAUUUCACGUUUUGUGAAGGACGUAAACAAGCGAUGACAAAAUUCAUUCUCUUCAUGAACUUGGAUAUGGUUGAUAGAAAUUCAGCUCCAGAAGAGUUCGCUUGCAUUUGACAAAGUAAGCGAGAUGUUGAAAUAAUCACGAUAGAGAUUGAAAAAAUGUGAAUUCACUUUUCCAUGCGACGUUUUCGUGGCUGUACAUCAGCCGUCGUGGUAUGUUUUUAAAACUCCCUAAUAGUUACGCAAGACGUGACCGAUGCAGGCGUGAAUACCUUUUGUAAGCUCAAGCUUGUAUUUUUGGAAAAGCGUCUUUAGUUUUCGGGAUCAGAUGGGGAUCAGAUCAGUGGGGAUUUUAUAUCAUACUGAAAGUUUCCUGACUGCGUGCAUUUCUUUGGUGCAUGAUCCAGACAAGCCGUGAUGGCGACAAUAGUGGUCGUGUACGAACUCACGAAAAGAACUGAGGAGAAACUGUUCCGCCGAUCGGGCACAAUAAUACAAAGCAUUUGUUGUGCCCAAUCAGGAGCCGGCAUCUGUUUGAAUUUUUGAAAAUAGUUCGGUGAGAGUCGGUACCCAGGUGCUCUUUCGCCCGUUCUUGAGGAAACUUUCGUCCCGCCUUUUCUCCCGACCCGACUAACUGCCCCUGGGUCUCCGAGGAUGGAGAGGCAGUGUCUCGUCACCAGAUGAAACACCGAGAAGAGAGUUGAAAAUUACGACGCGCAGCGGAGUAUUUUUGGCGAACUUCGCUAUGUUGAAUGCUUGAUAUUACUUCUCAACCAAAUGAUUUUAGAGGGAGAAAUUAUGGAUGCAAAAAUGAGCAGUUUUUCAGUUGAUUUCCAAACACUCAUAAAACAUUAAUUUUCUUUUGUAUUUUCUUUUAGAACUAUUAAUGAGUUUGCGAAGCUCUGAUAUCAAACCUGAUGCUAGGUCAGAUCAUUGUCUCAAAUCUUACAAACGUGCAUAAACUAGCCGUAUAAACAACGACCCGCUACACGAAACCAGAAAAAAAAAAAGUAAUCAAAUACUGUACAAUAAUUACUCAGGUUUACCAGUGGACAUGCAGCUCCUGCACAAACCAUCAAGUAAUGCACGUAAGGCCAGAAUCGCUUGAGAUUUUUCAACCUUUACGCAUCAAGCAAGGUGAAAAACGAAAACGAUGCCAUCCGAAAUCAGACAGCCGGCGAAUUUCUCAACCAAACUCCCAAUAAACAAACCAGCCAUGAAUGUCAGAAUAAUCUAGAUAGCAGCUGAAUUUUAUUUAGUACAUGUGGAAAAAGACAGUUAAAGGCAUUACAAGGUGACACAAAACUCUGUGAGCUUCAGGUAUCAGGAAACAAGAUUCCAGAUGCUGCAUAAAUUUUCUGCAUGAACUCACCUGUCAAAUUUUAACCAAUCAGAGCAUAAAAAUUGGACGUAGACCAUGACCAACGCCCGACCAUGGUGAGAAAAGUCAAAAGCAACUGCGUGAGAUCGUUAAGGUAUAGCGCGUCUUACCGUCAUUGACGGCCGUCUUGAUUUUCACAUGUACCGAGGAGGUGGGCGUCGGGGAUCAUAGCUCUAGUUAGGGGGGAGGGGGGGGGGGCGAGAAAAAUAGAGGGGCUGUAAUAGCAUCGCUGCAGCUCGCGUUCAAGGGGCGCGUUGUACCAGCAACGCAGGCGUUUGAUUGGUCGUUAGAUGUUAAUUUGCGUUCAUUACGGGUUUAGUUUAACUUGCCGACACUGACAAGUCGUUGACAAGUCGAAGUUUCAAUAAAACGUACGCUUUCAUACCAUAAGGUACUUCUUGAGCAAACACACGAAGGAUUUUUGGUAUUUUGCGGAUGAUUCACGUAAGUCAACAUGCUUUUGAAGCAGCCCGGCCAGGGGAAUGUUGUAACACAGUUUCUGCCAAAUGAAUCAUAAACGCUACGCCGACGCAAAAAAGAAGACCCGUCAAAAAUGCACGGCUUUUUAUCGGGAGGUUUAACCGUUUUAAUCUGUGGUGAAACGAGCAUGCUUAGCGCUUCGAUUAGGAAAAUGUUUCUCUUGUGCAUGUUUGCCUAUUUUAUUUGGAAGAAUGGCCCAGAAACAUUAUAAAAUCACUGUUUCGAAAGGAGAGAUUUGUAAACACGCGUAAUCGAUGCUAAAUGUGUCUGACAUGUUUUUCAUCGCCAGCGGAGUUGCUUGAUUAAUGAAUGGUAAAAAGCUUGAAAUCCUGUCACGCCUUCUGAAUGCUGGGUGCAGUGAUGUUGUUACAGUUCCUCUAUUUUUCUCCCUUCCUCCCAAACCGCCCCUGCCCAAAGUAGUUUUGACACUCAUUGAAGAUAGUAGCCCGUAACGCAAACCGCUCGAUCUCGACGAUCUCUCGGGAAAAUAGAGGACUGUGAACAGUCUAGCCUUCCCUGUCUGUAAUAGCUGACUGCAUGAAUUUUCGCGUCCGAGGUGAGCUUAAAAUCAAAAUUUUAAUAGUGCGGCUCAUAAACACAACUUAUUUCCUAUGCAUUAAAAAAAAAAAACUUGAGCCUGCGAGCAUUUGAAAACUAGUAACUAGUCAGCGGAUAACUUCAAAAAAUACUCGGUCUUGAUGAGUCAAUACCCGAGCGCGCGAUACCGUUAGGUGAUACUGGUCAGUGGAUACCCUGUUUUGACAGCUGUCAAAUACAUGAAUGGAAAAUAUCAGGUUGCACCUGAGCUCCCAAACUAGCAAGAAAAUGUGAGAUAAAACAUCGGUCUCCCUCUGAUGUGGACGGUGGGUCGGUGUAGAACCACGAGAUUACUAAAUUUUCUAGGAUGGACAGAGCUCCGCUAUAAGAGACUCACUGAGAUGUCCGCGUUUAAAUCAAGAGUGUAUCUCAGUCACUACACACUUAUGAUUUCAGAAAGGGCCGUUCAACUGACCCUUUGAAUGAGCGUUGGCUCCUGUGUAUUUUGGAAAUCGACUUAGUCUCUGGCAAUUAAAACGCGUCUUUUAGAAACGUACGUUGAAAUCGUACUUCAUUCUGGAUGUACUGUUAGCCCGAACGUACUAAUUGAGGACACUAUUUUAUUGAUAUGCUUCCUCGUGGAGACGGGACAGCUAUUUGUACGUGGUCAUGAGCUAAGCGAUAGUGUAGCCGUAGGUAGGGCGGGGGCAACUAGUACUUUCAUUUCUCAGUUAUUUCAAAAUCCUGGGUAUUAUUCCAGGCCCUGGAAGUGAGCCCGCGACCUCCCGCUUUGCAAUCAAGCGCUUUACCCCACUGAGCUUAUCCUGCCGCGGUAUAAACACGGUUGUUUUAGAUUUUUUCCACGAUACACAACCAAGCGUGAGAUAAGUUCUUACUUUGCCUUUUACUUUUAGGUUUCAUUUCGUCAAUAGCAAAACAGUUCGGCCUUGAGCCUGCGAUUGCAAACGACAGCAAAUGGGCUCUGUGUUGGCAGGCCUCCACUCAUGGCUGGGCUGCCAGUACCUUCCACAGCAGAUGUGAUGGGAAAAACCAUACGAUUACAAUCAUCAAAAAAGACCAGUACGUGUUCGGAGGGUACACUGAUAUUCCUUGGGGUAAGUGUUCCUUUGUUUUUUUUUGCUUUGUUUUAUUUUUUAGUUGAGGGUUUUUUUUUGUUGUUAUCGAUAAAAAGCAGAAAAUUGACCGAACCCAGAACCUACAGUGUGUGCCUAUCAUAAUUUUACUUCGGUAGAGUCUUUACUUUAGUCAAAUAUAGUUAUUUUUCCAUGAUCGUGACAUUAAAGUCAAGUUAACCAAAGUUAGCGUUUUCGGUCACAUCUCGUUGUUAAACCUUCACAACAGUACAUGCCCUAAUUAAUUAUGGAAACAAUGUAAAUGAAGCUUCUAACAAGCCCAAGGUUUUUUUAAGAAGUAGAAUUAUAUUUAAGCAAUAGAAAACGUUUUCCGUGGUUGCAUAGCCUGAUAUAAACACGAGAGGGGUUGGAAGAAUUCGACGACAGUUAUGCCCACCCAAGACGAAGUCUAGGGAUUGCAUAACUGUCGAGAAUUCUCCCAACCUCUCGAGUGUUUAUAUCAGGAUAUGCAAACACAGGGGAAAAGUUUUCUAUUGCUGUUAUAAAAUAACUUUCCUGAGGAAAAAGCAAAACUCUCUUGUUUAGAGAACUGAUUAAAAGACAAAUUCUUACCAGUCGCGAAGUCUUGUACACGAAGCUUGUACGCGUAAUCUGUCCUUGUUUUGCAAAAAAGAUGCUUUUCAAAAUACGGGUUUUUCUCGCUUAAAAUAUCAGCUCCAGCGAAAAAAAUUGACACAGCAUGUCUCUGAAGAUUUUCCGAGUUUCAGCCGGCGAGGAAAUGGCUAAAUAAUGUAAACUUGUCGAGGUUUUCAACUCAAAACCUUUUUUAAAUUCGUGCUUGCGUGAUUAGCGCGCGAAAAGCAAAAGACCUUGACGUCAGAACCAUGUUUACAUACUCUGAUGCAAACACGUCUCUCGGCCAAUCAGAGCGCGCGUACUAUCUUAGUUAUUUUAUAAAUAGAUUCAUCCAGGGCUAAAAGCGAAGCACUCUUUAAUAUUGAUUGUUUCCUCAAAGAAAAUAUAAAAUCGAGUAAUACUAAAGACAGGGUUAAAACAACGAGAGCAGUAUAAAACAACAACAAUAGAUCUAAUUAGCAAAAAAACAACAACAACAACAAAUUUGCACGUGCAGCACACUUUUUUCUAAUUAGCAAGAAAACAACGGUGCACGUGCAGCACACUUUUUGGUACACUUCCUUGCCGUUGUUUUGCACGACUAAAACGUGAAACUUCCUCUAACUACCUAUUUAACCGUCUUAUGGAGGAAAUGUUUGUGGUCCUGUUCACCCUGUUCUUUCACUGCCGCUCAUUUUCACUUUCGUAGUCGCUAGCAUUUCUUAUUUUCUAACCGCCGCUAUAUUAUUGUCAUGUUUUUCUUUCAACGAAAUUGGUCGCUCUAGCUCUUUCCCUGUUAUCUAAGUUAAUGUAGGCAUUAAAAUUCAGUGGAAAGAAAGACUCGUUAUUUUAUUAUUAUUAUUAUUAUUAUUAUUAUUAUUAUUAUUAUUAUUAUUAUUAUUAUUAUUUGUCUCUAAACGCCGGGGCGGCCACGUGAUUUACCACUUGUGCAUAUAACUUUAAACUACUAGUAGCCCGACUGACAGCCCUGCCCGGUGAAAGCGUAGUUUCAUUUACUUUUUUUUUUAAGUGUGCCUUAUUUUUUAAGCUUAUAUUUCGGGGCAAAACGACUAGCCUUUCAUCUGAGUCCGCGAGAUGAUCACGUGAUAAUUAUCAGCGGAUAUUUGAUUUUGACAGCUGUCAAUUCAUCCUCAUACGGAUGGCUUACAUAGCUGACAGGCCGGGCUAGUGUCAGUUUGUGCAAGAUCUAAUGUGACAUUUGACAUCAGCUUAAAUGAAGUUUACGUACGGGCGGGCGUACGCUACGUCAUAACUACAUUUUCUCGGAUGGAUAGUUCACCAAAUUCUCUUACCCAUGGUGUUAGGCUGUGCUAGCUCCGCUAUGAGUUAAUUUAGCAAAGUCCUGGAGAAAAGAACAGGGACAACGUGGAUGGUUACAUUUAUAAACUCCGGCAGGUUGUUGCGUGUGAGGUGUGUUGUUGUGGAGCGUGGAGUGUACCAAAAGGUCACGAAGGUUUGCGUGACGUCUUCGUCAUCGCCUUGCCGUAAGGAUCAGUUUGCCGUUUCAUGAUUGUUUAUUUCAUUCUAUAAGCUGUUAGGUGGCUGUCUGUUAUGGUUAACUUCGCCUUUUUGUACUAUACAAUAUUUCUGUCUGGUCAAGGUUUUAGUGCAGCCCAGUGAAGGCCUUUCGGCGUCUAUUUUUGUUUAAUUUUAUUAUUUUUUAUCUACCCGGAGUCUUGAAAACCGGGUUAGCAAACAUUUUGUAAUUUUUCUGAACUUGCCCUGUCUAAUAGCUUGUUUACUGUGUUGUUUACUUAUGUCUUCUUUUUUCUUUUUUCUUUUUUUUUGGCUUGUCUUGCGGUUAGGGAUUUGUAUAGAAGUGGAUGUAGACUGAAUUACUAACUUACCGCUCCCCCCCUCCCUAUUUUUUUUUCCCUACCCACAAUUGUUUCUUUAACACAAGUGACAGUUAUUUGAAAUCUACUCGCGCCUAAAGCUGGUUUCGGUGCCGUUUAGCAGUCUAGUUUUAUAUUUUGGUCACCUUGAGAAAAGUUUCCCGGAGAGCAUCAUGUAAAGCUCUGAGAUGGGACAAAGUUAUUACGAUUCGCAGAGCCUGCAUCGUCCAAUAUCGUAUUAUAUUCUCCUUUCAUUUGGCUAAACGGAUCAAUCACCCUGAUCCGGGCUGAAACAGAAAGGUACUAUAUUGUUCGCUUUUCUAAGGUGACCACUGAGUCUUUGGCCUCGGAAACAGGCUCUUAGGAGUCAAAUGAAUUAGGUGAGAGCAAAGUUGCAGGUGAAUUUUGACUCGGGCCAAGAAAACAAGGAAAACAAGGCUAAGGUGUGAAAACAAGGCUAAGGUGAUCCGCCGACCGUGUGACUCUACAUCCGGGAACUUGAAUAAGGCCAGUGGAAGAGAAAAGUCCAGAAGUGUUUACCUUGUGGCAAUAGGCUCAGUUUUUCCGAGUUAUUCGAUGAUAUUCCGCUUAUGUUAAACGUGAGAAGAUUAUGCGUGGUUGUGGAUAGUCUUAUCAGUGCCGCGAAAGUGUGUGAUUGUGUGAUUUCCGCAUGGUGUUGACAGGUAUAUGAUCGCGUGGUUGAACUAGGGUUUCGCCAAAAUAUUCUGUGCCAGCCAUUAAUAUUGUUUCGUCGGUGUUUAGCUUAGCUGAUUGUACGUUGGAAAAGCAACUCCCGACUCAGGAAAAUUGGAUCUAGGUCUAGUUUCAGCGGGCUCUAAUGGCAUUGCACCAUAGGCCGGUUUUUGCAGAUAAGAAGGUGAUAAUUUGUGCACUAUGUUUCAUUCAGUUUGUGGUCUAUUUCAUGCGGAAUCCUGUUGUUUAUUGAACCGCGAAAAAAGUAGUGUUUUGCUAACUAUUUAAGUUGUUAUGUAAGCCAAGGCACUCUUUCGCUGCAGUUCACUCAACUUAAAAAUUUCUAGACUGACACUGGUUUGAAACUUCGCGAAGUCGGUUUACUGAAUAAAUGUUCUAAAAUUUGCGUCAUUUUAAAUUGGACUCAAUGGAAUGCUUCUAGGGACCAUUAACUUACUGCCCGGCGUCAGAUAAAGGCUUUUAAUCGGCCUUUGAAUGAGUUUUGUUGUUUUAAAUUGCCAAGUAGUAGAAUGAGCUGAUAUUUUUGCUAACCCGGUUUUAAAAAAUCCAGGUAUGUUUAUUUGUUUAUCAUUUAUUUAUUUUUAUGUAGCUCUGAGUUUUUAUGAUAGCAGGGGAAAUCAGAAAUACGCUUGGACACUAUUUUAUUGAUAUGCUUCCUCGUGGAGACGGGACAGCUAUUUGUACGUGGUCAUGAGCUAAGCGAUAGUGUAGCCGUAGGUAGGGCGGGGGCAACUAGUACUUUCAUUUCUCAGUUAUUUCAAAAUCCUGGGUAUUAUUCCAGGCCCUGGAAGUGAGCCCGCGACCUCCCGCUUUGCAAUCAAGCGCUUUACCCCACUGAGCUUAUCCUGCCGCGGUAUAAACACGGUUGUUUUAGAUUUUUUCCACGAUACAUAACCAAGCGUGAGAUAAGUUCUUACUUUGCCUUUUAUUUUUAGGUUUCAUUUCGUCAAUAGCAAAACAGUUCGGCCUUGAGCCUGCGAUUGGAAACGACAGCAAAUGGGCUCUGUGUUGGCAGGCCUCCACUCAUGGCUGGGCUGCCAGUACCUUCCACAGCAGAUGUGAUGGGAAAAACCAUACGAUUACAAUCAUCAAAAAAGACCAGUACGUGUUCGGAGGGUACACUGAUAUUCCUUGGGGUAAGUGUUCCUUUGUUUUUUUUUGCUUUGUUUUAUUUUUUAGUUGAGGGUUUUUUUUUGUUGUUAUCGAUAAAAAGCAGAAAAUUGACCGAACCCAGAACCUACAGUGUGUGCCUAUCAUAAUUUUACUUCGGUAGAGUCUUUACUUUAGUCAAAUAUAGUUAUUUUUCCGUGAUCGUGACAUUAAAGUCAAGUUAACCAAAGUUAGCGUUUUCGGUCACAUCUCGUUGUUAAACCUUCACAACAUACCCUAAUUAAUUAUGGAAACAAUGUAAAUGAAGCUUCUAACAAGCCCAAGCUUUUUUAAGAAGUAGAAUUAUAUUUAAGCAAUAGAAAACGUUUUCCGUGGUUGCAUAGCCUGAUAUAAACACGAGAGGGGUUGGAAGAAUUCGAGACAGUUAUGCCCACCCGAGACGAAGUCUAGGGAUUGCAUAACUGUCGAGAAUUCUCCCAACCUCUCGAGUGUUUAUAUCAGGAUAUGCAAACACAGGGGAAAAGUUUUCUAUUGCUGUUAUAAAAUAACUUUCCUGAGGAAAAAGCAAAACUCUCUUGUUUAGAGAACUGAUUAAAAGACAAAUUCUUACCAGUCGCGAAGUCUUGUACACGAAGCUUGUACGCGUAAUCUGUCCUUGUUUUGCAAAAAAAAUGCUUUCCAAAAUACGGGUUUUUCUCGCUUAAAAUAUCAGCUCCAGCGAAAAAAAUUGACACAGCAUGUCUCUGAAGAUUUUCCGAGUUUCAGCCGGCGAGGAAAUGGCUAAAUAAUGUAAACUUGUCGAGGUUUUCAACUCAAAACCUUUUUUAAAUUCGUGCUUGCGUGAUUAGCGCGCGAAAAGCAAAAGACCUUGACGUCAGAACCAUGUUUACAUACUCUGAUGCAAACACGUCUCUCGGCCAAUCAGAGCGCGCGUACUAUCUUAGUUAUUUUAUAAAUAGAUUCAUCCAGGGCUAAAAGCGAAGCACUCUUUAAUAUUGAUUGUUUCCUCAAAGAAAAUAUAAAAUCGAGUAAUACUAAAGACAGGGUUAAAACAACGAGAGCAGUAUAAAACAACAACAAUAGAUCUAAUUAGCAAAAAAACAACAACAACAAAUUUGCACGUGCAGCACACUUUUUUCUAAUUAGCAAGAAAACAACUGAGCACGUGCAGCACACUUUUUGGUACAUUUCCUUGCCGUUGUUUUGCACGACUAAAACGUGAAACUUCUUUUAACUACCUAUUUAACCGUCUUAUGGAGAAAAUGUUUGUGGUCCUGUUCACCCUGUUCUUUCACUGCCGCUCAUUUUCACUUUCGUAGUCGCUAGCAUUUCUUAUUUUCUAACCGCCGCUAUAUUAUUGUCAUGUUUUUCUUUCAACGAAAUUGGUCGCUCUAGCUCUUUCCCUGUUAUCUAAGUUAAUGUAGGCAUUAAAAUUCAGUGGAAAGAAAGACUCGUUAUUUUAUUAUUAUUAUUAUUAUUAUUAUUAUUAUUAUUAUUAUUAUUAUUAUUAUUAUUAUUUGUCUCUAAACGCCGGGGCGGCCACGUGAUUUACCACUUGUGCAUAUAACUUUAAACUACUAGUAGCCCGACUGACAGCCCUGCCCGGUGAAAGCGUAGUUUCAUUUACUUUUUUUUUUAAGUGUGCCUUAUUUUUUAAGCUUAUAUUUCGGGGCAAAACGACUAGCCUUUCAUCUGAGUCCGCGAGAUGAUCACGUGAUAAUUAUCAGCGGAUAUUUGAUUUUGACAGCUGUCAAUUCAUCCUCAUACGGAUGGCUUACAUAGCUGACAGGCCGGGCUAGUGUCAGUUUGUGCAAGAUCUAAUGUGACAUUUGACAUCAGCUUAAAUGAAGUUUACGUACGGGCGGGCGUACGCUACGUCAUAACUACAUUUUCUCGGAUGGAUAGUUCACCAAAUUCUCUUACCCAUGGUGUUAGGCUGUGCUAGCUCCGCUAUGAGUUAAUUUAGCAAAGUCCUGGAGAAAAGAACAGGGACAACGUGGAUGGUUACAUUUAUAAACUCCGGCAGGUUGUUGCGUGUGAGGUGUGUUGUUGUGGAGCGUGGAGUGUACCAAAAGGUCACGAAGGUUUGCGUGACGUCUUCGUCAUCGCCUUGCCGUAAGGAUCAGUUUGCCGUUUCAUGAUUGUUUAUUUCAUUCUAUAAGCUGUUAGGUGGCUGUCUGUUAUGGUUAACUUCGCCUUUUUGUACUAUACAAUAUUUCUGUCUGGUCAAGGUUUUAGUGCAGCCCAGUGAAGGCCUUUCGGCGUCUAUUUUUGUUUAAUUUUAUUAUUUUUUAUCUACCCGGAGUCUUGAAAACCGGGUUAGCAAACAUUUUGUAAUUUUUCUGAACUUGCCCUGUCUAAUAGCUUGUUUACUGUGUUGUUUACUUAUGUCUUCUUUUUUCUUUUUUCUUUUUUUUUGGCUUGUCUUGCGGUUAGGGAUUUGUAUAGAAGUGGAUGUAGACUGAAUUACUAACUUACCGCUCCCCCCCUCCCUAUUUUUUUUUCCCUACCCACAAUUGUUUCUUUAACACAAGUGACAGUUAUUUGAAAUCUACUCGCGCCUAAAGCUGGUUUCGGUGCCGUUUAGCAGUCUAGCUUUAUAUUUUGGUCACCUUGAGAAAAGUUUCCCGGAGAGCAUCAUGUAAAGCUCUGAGAUGGGACAAAGUUAUUACGAUUCGCAGAGCCUGCAUCGUCCAAUAUCGUAUUAUAUUCUCCUUUCAUUUGGCUAAACGGAUCAAUCACCCUGAUCCGGGCUGAAACAGAAAGGUACUAUAUUGUUCGCUUUUCUAAGGUGACCACUAAGUCUUUGGCCUCGGGAACAGGCUCUUAGGAGUCAAAUGAAUUAGGUGAGAGCAAAGUUGCAGGUGAAUUUUGACUCGGGCCAAGAAAACAAGGAAAACAAGGCUAAGGUGUGAAAACAAGGCUAAGGUGAUCCGCCGACCGUGUGACUCUACAUCCGGGAACUUGAAUAAGGCCAGUGGAAGAGAAAAGUCCAGAAGUGUUUACCUUGUGGCAAUAGGCUCAGUUUUUCCGAGUUAUUCGAUGAUAUUCCGCUUAUGUUAAACGUGAGAAGAUUAUGCGUGGUUGUGGAUAGUCUUAUCAGUGCCGCGAAAGUGUGUGAUUGUGUGAUUUCCGCAUGGUGUUGACAGGUAUAUGAUCGCGUGGUUGAACUAGGGUUUCGCCAAAAUAUUCUGUGCCAGCCAUUAAUAUUGUUUCGUCGGUGUUUAGCUUAGCUGAUUGUACGUUGGAAAAGCAACUCCCGACUCAGGAAAAUUGGAUCUAGGUCUAGUUUCAGCGGGCUCUAAUGGCAUUGCACCAUAGGCCGGUUUUUGCAGAUAAGAAGGUGAUAAUUUGUGCACUAUGUUUCAUUCAGUUUGUGGUCUAUUUCAUGCGGAAUCCUGUUGUUUAUUGAACCGCGAAAAAAGUAGUGUUUUGCUAACUAUUUAAGUUGUUAUGUAAGCCAAGGCACUCUUUCGCUGCAGUUCACUCAACUUAAAAAUUUCUAGAGUGACACUGGUUUGAAACUUCGCGAAGUCAGUUUACUGAAUAAAUGUUCUAAAAUUUGCGUCAUUUUAAAUUGGACUCAAUGGAAUGCUUCUAGGGACCAUUAACUUACUGCCCGGCGUCAGAUAAAGGCUUUUAAUCGGCCUUUGAAUGAGUUUUGUUGUUUUAAAUUGCCAAGUAGUAGAAUGAGCUGAUAUUUUUGCUAACCCGGUUUUAAAAAAUCCAGGUAUGUUUAUUUGUUUAUCAUUUAUUUAUUUUUAUGUAGCUCUGAGUUUUUAUGAUAGCAGGGGAAAUCAGAAAUACGCUCGGCCAGGUGUUUGACACAGAAGCAAGUAAAAGAGCUUGGCAAAAAGAACCUGGUGGGAAUGCUCGCCGUCUCGUUUAGGGGUGUAAAUUUCGUAUUUUGGUCUCUUUUAGGGUGUUCUGGGCAAAACGCGUGUUUUUUUUUUUUACUCUGGCAAUAUUUUGGGGUAGUAAUUAGUAAUAAAGGCUAAAUAGGAUCUAGCACCUAUUACUAGAGAUAUAGCAGCCAUAAUUACGAACAAAAAAUAGACAAACUUAAUAUUUGAUCAGCAAAUAAAAAGCCUUUUUUAUCACAACUGUGUUAUAAUAAGGACUGCCCAACAACAUUGACUGCAGAAUGUACAUAUGUAGUGGUGCAGCAUUUUCUUAUGAUAUAAAUUUUCAAACCAAAAUUGUAAAGCCUCACAAAGAACCAGCUCGAUCUCGCUUGGCUCAACAUGUUCUUAUACUUUUGGGUAUGGAGUUGAAAUAGCAAAUUUCUGCUAUCAGGUUCGUUGACUAGGUUAUCACACGAGUAGGACAACCUUUGAAUAAUGUUAAGUUCACCUUCAUAGACAUGGGAUGGACAGGGAUGGUGCAUUUUCACAGGCGAGGCUAAAUAAAAGGGGAAAAUAAGUCGGGGAGGAAUGACGUGUUGAAAAUUAGCUGGUUGAAAGUAGCAAUAAAUUUGCUGAUUGUUAAUUAUAGUUUGUUUCCUUUUUAUUGUUUUUUUUUUCUCUUUUUAGCGUCUGUAGAGGCAUCUGUUGCCAGUUCCAAGUCGUUUAUUUUCUCUCUCCGGGACAAAGAGGGGCUUGCACCCUUUAAGAGCAUGGUAACAGAUCCAUCAAGAGCAAUUUACGAUUCGCCAGGUUACGGUCCAACAUUUGGUUGGGGGUAUGACAUAAAUAUUGUUGACAACGCCAAUCAGAAUACUAAUUCAUACACUGGUUUUGGCACCUCUUACGCUGUUCCAAGUGGAGUUACAGACCGUCAUACAAUCCUGGCUGGAACUUGUUCAUUUUCACCUGACGAGGUUGAGGUAUUUUAUCUCGCUUAA
Messenger RNA from Porites evermanni, 24511 nucleotides. NCBI's taxonomy places the organism in Eukaryota, Metazoa, Cnidaria, Anthozoa, Scleractinia, Poritidae. The record is from the annotation of a GenBank genome assembly.